AUGGCGGCGGCGGUUUGGCUGCUGCUUCUGGCGUCGUUCACCCAAGCAGACUUUGGAGAUACGGUGGAUCCGACGUUUAAUUGUCCCGCUUUGACGACGUGUGCUCAAGUCUGUGUGGCUACGGUCGACGAUUGUCCAUCCGAAAUGGCAUGUCCCAAUUUCAACGAGACGCUCUGUGCCGAUGGCAGUUGUGCUUCUGUCUGUGAUGAUGACGAAGAACUGGAAACGCCCUGUGCCUUUGACUGUGCACCUGUGGCGUGUCAUCGCAUUGACGAUACAUUUGAUCAAUGCCAAGAGAAGUACGGACACUUGUACGACAAUGAAACCAACUGUGGCGAAUUGGAAUCGCUCUACGAGACGGAAUUGCUGACAUUCACGGAACCCGCCUAUAUAGUAGGAUAUGUCUGGGCGUCGGCCGUGACGCUAUUUAUGCUCCUCUGGUGCGCCGUCAAUCAACGACUACUUCCAGUACAAGGAUCCACGCAAACACUCCAAGUGGAUGCCAAAGUCACCAAUACCAAUACGGACACAACCUGUACACAAACUGGAUACAAGAUUCAUCCCAUUGGAUUGCUGCUCUUUGUGCUGGUCUGUCUCACUUUUUGGGGAUGGUCCGCCUGUAUGAUCUUCUUGACACUCCAAUAUUACAAGUGGAACGAACAGUGGCAAGUGGACGGAUUGAAAUUGCAUUUUGAAGAUGAAGAACAACUCUUGAAAACAUUCAUUAUCGUUUGGGGGGUCGGAUUCGCCUGGUGUUUUGCCCUCAAAUGGCCCUACAGUAUUAGUUCUCUCUUUUUGCGUCGUUGCAACCUCCGAGAUGCCACUCAUGUGGCCGUCUUUUUGAAACAAAAACAAGAAAUGAAAGAAACGGCACAACUCACCAGUACCUGGAGCAAAAUCAAGAAGGGAUUUGAAACAUUGUUUGCCGGUAUCAAUUCGGCCAUGGCAUUUGUCUUUUCCGACGUCGAUGCUCCCUUGCGCAACCAGGGCAUUUAUCAAUAUUGCAAAGUGCAAAAGGAUCCCACCACGGGAACCCGCUCCUUUGUCUUUUUGUUACGACGCUACAAUUUGGUGGAUCGCAAGGAUGCAACAACCAUGGACAAGACGGAAGAGGAGGAAGAAGAAACAGAAGAUGCUGAAAAUGCCAACACCCAAACCAGUCAAAACGAAAUGAUCUUUUUGCCCGGUUCUUGGACAGUCGGAGAGACCCUGGGGGACAUUGCCCGCAAGGGAGACACCGAAUCAGGCUUGUCGGAGGAUCAAGUCGCGGAACGAUACCAAGUGAUUGGACGAAAUAUUAUUGAAAUGGAACAACCAUCGUUUUGGAAAGUCUUGGGCGAAGAAUUCAACAAACCAUUCUACACGUACCAGCUCUACAUGGUAUGGACAUGGUUCCCACUCUAUUACUUUUACAUGGCCAUGGUGAUUGCAUUCACCAUUACUAUCAGUGCCAUUACCGUUUCCAUAUUUCACUACCGCAAUCUCUGCAAUCUCUACAAAAUUACCCACGUCGAAGGCAAGGCCACGGUGCUGCGCAAUGGAGCAUGGACGCAAGUCGAUCAAACCAGUCUUGUGCCCGGGGAUAUCGUCAAGGUGACACCCGGUGUGACCUACUGUGACAUGGUGUUGCUGUCGGGAAAUGAUACCUUGUUGGAUGAGAGUGCCCUGACGGGUGAGGCCACGCCCAUGGUCAAGACACCGUUGGAUACCUCGGAACCAAAGACUGCAUAUGCUCCGGGAACGCACAAACGACACACCAUUUCCGCUGGAACCACUGUGCUGGAAGCAGAAGAAGCAAAGGCCAUUGUCAUGAAGACGGCGUCCUACACGGCCAAGGGAGAACUGCUGCGCGAGAUUUUCUCCUUUCGUCGUCAUGGAUUCAAGUUUGAUCAGGAAGUCUACAUUGUCAUGGGAAUUCUCAUUCUGUAUGCGAUUGUGGGAUUCUGUAUUGUGAUUGCUCUCGUGGGCGAUGAGGGAGCGGUGGUUGGUUUCUUUUAUGGAAUUUACGUGGUUGCAUCCGCCAUCCCUCCCUUGCUCCCCACCACAUUCACCGUGUCCGUCGGAGUCUCUGAUCUGCGACUGGCAAAGAAAAGAAUUGCUUGUGCCAAUUCCGAGAGCAUUUUGAUCGCCGGGAAGGUAUCUCUGUGUUUCUUUGAUAAAACAGGCACGAUUACCAAGCAGGGACUGGACUUUCAAUCGGCAAAACCUGCCGACAACUGGCAAACCGACACCUUGACCACGGCCAUGUCUUGCUGUCAUUCCGUGGCACGAACCAAGGGGGGGCAACUGAUUGGAAAUCCCGUCGACAAGACCAUGUUUUUGUCCAGUGGUGCAUCGUUUCGUGAAGGAGAGGGAUCCUCACCCGUCAUUAUGGACAAAACCGGAGGCGAACUGGAAAUCGUUCGACAUUUUGAUUUUGACCAUCAUCGAAUGACCCAAAGCGUCAUUGUCAAGCUCCCAGAUGGCACGUUUGUGGCCUUUGUCAAGGGAAGUGGGGAAAGUGUUUCCAAGAUUUGUCAGGCAACAAGCCUUCCCUCCGACUUCCACUCCAGCUUGCGUCAAAGCGCUUCCGAAGGAGUCUACCAGAUUUCGGUGGCUACCAAACCCAUUGAUGCAGCCACGGUGGCCUCGAUCGUUCGCGAUGAUGUAGAGAAAGAUUGUACCUACCUUGGCGUCAUCAACUUUUUGAAUACCAUCCGAGAGGAAACUCCUGAUGUCAUUCGUCAGCUGAGCGAUGGUAGCGUGGAAUCUACUGUUGUGACAGGCGACAACACUCUCGUGGGUAUCAGGGUAGCGCGCGAAGCAGGCAUAAUGUCGCGGGCCAAAAAGGUUGUCCUUGGUACAAUCAAUACAGAAGGCGCUGACGGCGAGAUUGUGUGGACAGAUGAGACUGGAAUGGCUUCAACGAUGCCUUCUAGAGAGCGCCUGGAAACCAAUGACAUUGAAAUUGCUCUCUCGGGCUCCGCAUGGUUGGCUCUCCUCAGGACGGAUCCCAAGCUUGCAAAGUACAUGGCCCCGUUCGUUCGUGUGUUUGGACGCUGCACCCCCCACGACAAAGUUUCUGUGGUGGAUACAUUUGUGGAGUUGGGUUUCAUCACUUGCAUGGUUGGUGAUGGUGGCAACGACUGCGGUGCCCUCAAGGCUGCACACGUAGGAGUAGCCCUCAGCGACGCCGAAGCAAGCAUUUGCUCGCCCUUCACUUCUAUGGAUCGUUCCAUCACGUCUGUUGUGGAGGUUUUGAAGGAGGGUCGUUGCGCUCUGGCUUCUGCCUUUGCGGUGUACAAAUUCAUCAUCAUGUAUGGUCAAAUCACAACGAUGAACCAGAUUAUGAAUGCUUAUUUCCAGAUCACCUUUGCCGAAUGGAAUUGGGUGUGGAUUGAUGGAGUCUGGCCCAUUACGUUGGCUUACACUCUUCCCCUUGCGCGAGCAGCUAAGAGCCUUGCAAAGACACGCCCCACAGCUUCCAUUUUGGGUCUGCAAACCGUCAUGUCCGUGUUUUUCAUGAUUACUUUCCACUUCAUCUUUACUGUCAUUGCCCUUGCUGUGCUCUUUCAGCAAGACUGGUUCCAGUGCCGUCAGUGGGUGCCAACCGACUUGCUGAACGCCCUUGUGAUUGGAGACAACUACGAGACUCAAGUGAUCUUUUUGGUUACUGGGGCACAGUACAUCUCUUCUGCGAUUGCACUGAACUUUGGCUAUGAAUUCAGGGCUGGUUGGUUCCGAAACUAUGUCUUUGUCCUCCUUGUCAUUGCGUGUUGUUUCAUUCACACGUACAUUAUAUUUGUGCCGUCCAAGCUCUCCUGCUUCUGGCGCGUCAACUGCGUGAAUGAAAACGUCGUUGGUGGGGUGACUGGCGGCUUUGCUGUCAUCCCCAUCCAAAACAGCUUCAAUACAACAAUGAUGCCGGAUGACUUUCAAUGGAAGAUAUAUGUCAUUAUUGCGGCGAACACAGUGGCCGUUUCCGCGUUCGAAUACUUUGGUAUCAAUGGCAUCCGUCGCUACUUUGCUGCCAAGAGACUGGCCGCGGAGGAAGAAGAAGCACAGUCCACGAAGACGAGUGGUGUCUACUCUCGGGAACUCUCAGCAUAG
This is a messenger RNA of Seminavis robusta, 4089 nucleotides long. The record is from the annotation of a GenBank genome assembly. Lineage: Eukaryota; Bacillariophyta; Bacillariophyceae; Naviculales; Naviculaceae.